AUGGCUAGUGAAAGCAGCGCAUGUGAAACAUCGGCGCACAGCGCGAUCGAAUGCGUCAAAGACAAUGAGAGCUCAUCACCUGACGUCGACGUGCUUCGAGCAAACAUCACCGAUGAACGUCACGCCUGCAGCUGGGUAGAAGACUACGGCUUGAAGACGAAUACGUCAUGGGUUGUAGACUUCGUCAAGCCAACAGCAAAGUGUGAAAGGAUGGUGUUCCACAAAGUAUGGCGCUGCAAAGAGGCAAAGCGGGAAAAAAUCAUGGGUGAGGCUGCAGCACACUGUCCAGCAAAGAUUGACCUCAAAAUCAAGAAGGUCAACAGAAAUACAAAACGUAAUGAUGCUUUUUUACGUGGGGAAAAGCCACUGCCAGCUGUGAUAAAGCUCUUUCAUCACAAAAACCACAGCCACAGCACUGCAGCAGCAGACGCACUUUCUCGUCUUACUCCAACAAUGCAGACCAGAGAGACCUUUUCGGCAUACUUUGACAACGGCAUGUCACCAGCUGAAGCCAUCAGGCUUCACGAGAGCAAACUGCUUGUGCAAGAAGAUGGGUAUGCUCUCGUUGCCAACUCUGCAGUGAACCCAUUGCCUCCUGCCAUAUACUACUGGCACAGGCUCUGGAGAGAAAAAAAACUUGGUAAGGAUGUAGACCCCCUCUUAAAAAUAGCUGAGAAGAUGCCACUCUAUGCUAAACAUGAUACUGUGGCCGUGCAGCAGCUUCGACAAUUUCAGCGCCUCGCCGACCAAAGCACCGAAUUCCUCUGGGCUCGACAAUUGCCGGUGCUACGCACAGGCGUCGCCAAAAAAGUAACCGACCUAAAGCCGACAGUUCACGUGCCUGAACAGAUCACCGUGCCUCCCGACAUCCUCCGGACUUUAAGCGUCGGGCCCAAGUUCGCGGUGGAACCUAAGACGUCUCCACCGGAACUUCUAGCCAUCGUGCGACAAGUUUCGCGCCAUGUGCCCGAACAAGAGCAACCACGCUCCGUCUCAGAAGGCGUCGACACCGUUUCGCGCUACAGACCAGCUGGAUCCAAAAUUCCUCUCAGGAGAGUUGAGGCUUUUCUCAAGGAACACUCUCUUACCGUCCUUCCAGCUGAUAAGGAAGGAGGCUUCGCUAUCCUGACUCUGGGACUGUUUGGUUCUAAGGCUCACACUGCCUCGACGUGA
This is a messenger RNA of Rhipicephalus microplus (southern cattle tick), 1173 nucleotides long. RefSeq lists its product as uncharacterized. The record is from RefSeq and is a predicted model, not a curated record. Lineage: Eukaryota; Metazoa; Arthropoda; Arachnida; Ixodida; Ixodidae.